Musca vetustissima is the source of this 572-nucleotide messenger RNA. RefSeq names its product RYamide receptor. The transcript has 4 exons. The coding region runs from base 70 to 504 and encodes 144 amino acids. Lineage: Eukaryota; Metazoa; Arthropoda; Insecta; Diptera; Muscidae. The record is from RefSeq and is a predicted model, not a curated record. Gene Ontology annotation, molecular function: tachykinin receptor activity. Gene Ontology annotation, biological process: G protein-coupled receptor signaling pathway. Gene Ontology annotation, cellular component: plasma membrane.
AUAUAUCUCUGUCACAGCCAAUGGCAUUCCUUACUCAUGUUUGUUUUUCGUGCUUCCUUGUAAUUUCAGAUGAUUAAAAUGAUGGUGACUGUGGUGAUUGUCUUUACAAUGUGUUGGCUACCGUUCAAUAUACUGUCCCUACUUUUAAAUGACGAAGAGGUUCGAAGUUGGGGAGCAUUACCGUAUGCCUGGUUUGCCGUUCAUUGGCUGGCGAUGUCACACAGUUGCUACAAUCCCAUCAUUUACUGCUACAUGAAUGCCCGUUUCCGCGGUGGUUUCCUGCAGAUAAUUUACCGUGUGCCCGGCCUGAGACGCUGCUGCUGUCUGCGGCGAUAUUUGCACACGCGUGGCGAUCGUAGCUAUGAGACCACUGGAACGGACGAUGCAUUCCACCUGCAGCGUGUGAACACAUGCACCACAUUCAUCAGCACAAGGCGAAAGUUGCGAACGAAUUCUAUGCAAACGAGUCAAUCUUCAUGUGCGGAAACAACGGUGUUGCGGUAGUGCCAGGCCCCACUUAGGCAAUUAGAACCGGAUAAUUUGAAUAAGUUUAUGUAAACAUAAUAGAAAUC